Trichoderma aggressivum f. europaeum is the source of this 606-nucleotide messenger RNA. RefSeq lists its product as uncharacterized. NCBI's taxonomy places the organism in Eukaryota, Fungi, Ascomycota, Sordariomycetes, Hypocreales, Hypocreaceae. The record is from RefSeq and is a predicted model, not a curated record. Gene Ontology annotation, molecular function: dipeptidyl-peptidase activity. The coding region runs from base 1 to 606 and encodes 201 amino acids. The transcript has a single exon.
AUGUCGACAGCACUGUCGUAUCAAUCAGAUGUUACAGCUCUUCAGAUGGACUCUGACUCUGAAGAACUGAGCUUUGACUGUACGCUAGCUGCCGACAGCUACCUCGUCCGGUAUUCUAAAGCAGUUCUCUACAUGGCAUGCCCAGAUCAUGAUGAUCCAGAUGUUUUUGUUCAAAUACGCAAGGCCGACUCCACUGGAAAGGUUCUUCAAAACAUCAACAUUUCCCUUCACCAGCUAGGUUUAGGCGCCGAAGAAGUGGCCCGGAUCAAUACCAACGUGUACGUUGGACCAAUGGGUAUCCUCCGUGCCAGCCGUCGCAAAAUAGAUGUGGAUAGGUCGAAGCCACAUUGGGCCCUCCAUAGCCAUGACGAGGAUGAAAAGAUCCCUCCAGGGACCAUUAUAAAGCUCGAAACUGGCAUCUGGCCGUCUGGUAUAAAGUUUGAAAAAGGAGAGAAGCUGGCGUUUAAAGUGUCUGGCCAUGACAUGAGACUGGCUGAGUUCGAACCACUGCGUAGUAAAUUUGAGACAGGCAACAUAGGUCGCCAUUUUGUGCACAUGGGUGCAGAGUAUCCUAGUUAUAUCCAGGUUCCGUUUGUAAAGGUAUAG